UGAACUUUUAAAAUUAAAUAAGGCUUUAUUCAAAAUAAAUAAAUAAAAAAAAGGCUGAAUUAUAUUUUCUGGGCGAAUAAAUAAUUCAUUCCAUUAAGUUGUUAAAUAUGAACCAGAAGUGUAUUUAGUAAAAAUAAAAAAUAAAAAAGCAAUAAGAGAAAAUGUAGAAAAAAACAUGGGGAAAGUGAAUGGAAAAAGAAAUUGAAAAAUUCUGUAUUUUUUUGUAUGACAGAAAUUAAUUAGAUGCAAACAAAAACUUGCAGACCCGACCCAAUUGCAUGUUUUUGUUGCCUUCUUCAAUCGUUUUGCUAUAAUGGGUUUUCCUUUCUGAAACUCCACAAGUCAAAACCUAUACGACCCAGAAUUACUCACCCGCCAUGGAAGAAUCAAGUGAAGCACACUCAGAGGAGAAGAAAGCAUCCCAAGAUAAUAAGAAAAGGCGACUCAAGACACCUUCACAAGUUAUGGCUUUGGAGAAAUUUUAUAACGAACACAAAUAUCCUACAGAGGAAAUGAAAUCAGAACUUGCAGUACAGUUGGGAUUGACAGAAAAGCAGAUUUCUGGGUGGUUCUGCCACAGAAGGUUAAAAGACAAAAGAGUAUCAAAAGAUGAACCCUGUGCUAAUGGACGGCAAGAUCGUUUAAGUGGGGUCAUUCAGGACCUUGGUAGUGGACUUGGGCAAGAUUCAUGUGGUAGCACUAAACAUGUAGAUUAUAGGUAUGUUGACCCAAGAGAAGUUGAAAGUCAAAGACUCUAUGGGAAUGAUUUUCCAGCAGCAGAUCUCACCAGUGAUAAAAAGAGUCUUUACACUGAAAGAGGCAUGGAUGAUACAUCUUCAGAAAGUUCCUCAUCCUUACAGGAUAGGUUAUUAACUCCAAUUGAGGAUCCUCACAGUGUGGAAACUUUUAGGUACCUCACACAGGAUGGACCAAUUGCACCCUUAAGUUCCAAGGGCACAAGAACCAUGGGUUAUAAGCCCUCAGGGUAUUUGAAAGUUAAGAAUGAAAUAGAAAAUGCUGCAAUUACAGCUGUUAAGAGGCAAUUGGGGAAGCAAUAUCAAGAAGAUGGUCCACCACUCGGUGUAGAAUUUGAAGCACUUCCUCCUGGUGCAUUUGAAUCACCAAUCAGAGAUCCUGUCCAUGAACCCUACUAUGUUGGAAAUCCAGUUCUUUCUCACCCCUUGAAUAUUUCUGGAUUGAAAAAGCAGCCCUCUCCUGGCAGUAGAUACGAAAUAAAUAAUUCCAAGCUGAGUUCCAAGGACCCAUAUAUGCAGCAAGAAGGUCCUGGCAUCAUACAUGGUAUUGGCCAUCAGGAGGCAAAACCUAGCAAUCUAAUGAGACAAAAAUCAACUUAUAUUGACCAUGCUGGUUCUCUCUCUGGCCGAAAUUCCUCCUUGGAUAAUUAUGAUGAUUCUAGUUACAAUAACAAUCAUCAUCGUAAAAAGAGCUCUAAACAUGGUGUUGAAGGAAUGUCAUCUGACUCCUUUCACAACCGUCUUAGUCACCAUAGUGGGAAGGUUCCAAGCAAACAAGCAUUUUCUCGUGUACAUGAUGAUGAUGUAAGCCCUGAGAUUGUGCAGAGGAGUGAAUACUUUAAGCCCGCAGUUUCAGCACGAAACUAUUGUGAGGCACCUGACAUGGAGGAAAGAGGGAUAUCCACCAUGAUGGCACAGGAGGAUAAAUUUUUUGGAGAAGGCAAGACCAGGAAAGAUGUCAAAGUAAAGAUGAAGCAUGUGAAUGAAAUGACUGUUGCAAAAAGAGGGAAGGCUGACUUUUCACAACAAGAAAACGGCACAAAUUCUUACGUAGAGAUUCUACCUCAUAAGAAUAACACUAAAGGAUCUGCCUUAGAGAUGCCAUCAAGCUUCAGUGAGGAUGAAACUGCAGAAACCAGUUCUUCAGCAGAGUGAAGUUUCUGGUAAAGCAGGAAGGGGUUUCCCUAGGCUUGUACAGUUCAGAGAGAGCUAUGGUCAUUAAAUAGUCACCCCAGAAGUACUACAAGGGCUUGGGGAUUGCCACUUUCCUAUGCCCUUUUGAGUAUUCACUCAUCUGUUUAUAAUUGUAGAAAAAAUAUAUAUAUAUAUAGUUUUUAGGCUAUUUUAAAUUUAAUUUGUCUACCAAAACCAAGAGUUUUUCUCAGAUUGAAUUAACUGUUUGUAAAUGUGCCUGCUGCUACUUCUCCCUGAACAACAUUGUUUUGGUGGUUAAGUGAUGAUUCUAGUUUCUCUCUACAAAAAGGUUUUAAGUUUUUCUUAGAAGAUCGAGAUAGCGUUUGGUUGGAGGUAAUGAAAUGGAAUGGAAUAAAAAGAAAACAAUUUUCAUUCUUUUGUUUAGUUGCAUCUUAAAGUAUUAAACUAAUGGAAUGAUUUUUACAUUAAUAAUGAGAAAAAAAUUAAUAAUUUUUUUUUAA
This is a messenger RNA of Cannabis sativa, 2410 nucleotides long. RefSeq names its product homeobox-DDT domain protein RLT1-like. The record is from RefSeq and is a predicted model, not a curated record. Bases 378 to 1910 code for a protein of 510 amino acids. Gene Ontology annotation, molecular function: DNA binding. Lineage: Eukaryota; Viridiplantae; Streptophyta; Magnoliopsida; Rosales; Cannabaceae. The transcript is spliced from 8 exons.